This is a messenger RNA of Pelobates cultripes (western spadefoot toad), 441 nucleotides long. The record is from the annotation of a GenBank genome assembly. NCBI's taxonomy places the organism in Eukaryota, Metazoa, Chordata, Amphibia, Anura, Pelobatidae.
AUGGCAGACGAGUUCCCUGAGCAGGGGCAAGUGCUGCACGGGCAGAAGCUGAUACAGCCAAACUCCACUGACUACAUGCUGCAAUGCAUAGACAGGGCAUUUGAGAGAUUCUGGCAGCAACUGGAAGCUAAAACAGUGCCCUCACAGCCCAAGCCGCAUCAGAGACUACGCAAUGGCGGGGACCUCGGAAACCCAGACCUUGUGGGGAAAUCAUACCAGAACAAGCCUGACACUAACCCGCAGGAGCAACGGGCCACGACGGCUGCUGCUGCGCAGCCCAGGCUACGGCAACAGAAACCAGGUACCUGCAUCAAGCGCAAGGCAACCCGAGCCCCUCGCGGCACUUGGACGAAGAUGGCACGACCUCAUCUGCGGCUCAGACCCACGGAACCCAGUGACAGACCCCCAAGCAGGUUGAAAAGAGCACAGAGGAUGCCCUGA